This is a messenger RNA of Huiozyma naganishii CBS 8797, 1620 nucleotides long. It is a transcript of the gene SUC2, whose product is annotated as beta-fructofuranosidase SUC2. The transcript has a single exon. Gene Ontology annotation, molecular function: sucrose alpha-glucosidase activity. The record is from RefSeq and is a predicted model, not a curated record. Bases 1 to 1620 code for a protein of 539 amino acids. Gene Ontology annotation, cellular component: fungal-type vacuole. NCBI's taxonomy places the organism in Eukaryota, Fungi, Ascomycota, Saccharomycetes, Saccharomycetales, Saccharomycetaceae. Gene Ontology annotation, biological process: sucrose catabolic process.
AUGAAGCUGCCAUAUCUACUUACAACACUUUGCACUGCAGUGGGGGUAGCGUCCUCUCCGAUCAAGAUCACCCAUGCCAAUGACACGGUUAAUAGACCGCUCGUUCAUCUAACUCCGCACGAGGGCUGGAUGAAUGAUCCAAACGGGCUAUGGUACGACGCAAAGGAGGAACUAUGGCAUGUUUACUAUCAGUACAAUCCAAACGACACUGUUUGGGGGUUACCUUUAUACUGGGGCCAUUCCACGUCCAAAAAUUUGACCCUUUGGGACGACGUUGGAGUGGCUAUUGAACCCAUGGCCAACAAUUCAGGUGCUUAUUCAGGUUGUAUGGUUAUUGACUAUAGCAACACAACAGGAUUUUUUGGUGAAGAUGUCUCUCCUGAACAGAGAGUAGUGGCCAUCUGGACGUAUAACACGCCAGAAUCUGAAACGCAGUAUCUAAGCUACUCCUUAGAUGGUGGGUACAGCUUCCGUUCUUAUUCGGGGAACCCUGUGCUGGAGAACAACUCGACUCAGUUUAGAGAUCCUAAGGUGAUGUGGCAUGAAGAGACUCAAAAGUGGAUUAUGGUGGUUGCCAAAGCACAGCAGUUCAAAAUAGGCAUCUACACCUCUGAUGAUUUAAAGGAGUGGACACCAGUUUCUGAUUUCACUAGAGGCGGUUACUUAGGCUACCAGUAUGAAUGUCCAGGGCUGGUUAAACUACCUGUUGAAGGUAACACUUCAGCUGGCAACGGGUCGUGGGUUCUCUUUGUUUCCAUCAACCCUGGAUCACCUCAGGGCGGUUCUUCAACCCAGUAUUUCAUUGGUGACUUCAACGGUACUCAUUUUAUCCCAACUUAUGAAAAUACCAAUAGCAUUGAUUCAGGGAAGGAUUACUAUGCUUUGCAAACCUUUUUCAAUUCACCAGACAAUCAAACGUACGGUAUUGCUUGGGCUUCGAACUGGCAGUACUCGGCAUUUGUCCCAACUGACCCAUGGAGAUCUUCGAUGUCACUGGUCAGGAAGUUUGUUUUAGAAGAGUUCCAAGCCAACCCUGAGACGAAACUUUUAAAUAUCAAGUCCACACCGAUCCUAGAUUAUGAUGCGUUGGGUUGUGCACAUCCCUCAAACGGCAAGAAUCUUUUUAUAACCGUUGGCAACCCUCUCCAAUUCAGCUUAGUCCAAGGUCUAUUUGAUUUCAACAUAUCCUUUUCUGUUAAUGGUAGUGCUUUUGGUGGUCAUGAAUUUGCCGAUCUUUCUUUGUAUUUAAGGGGUGGGGAGAACAAGGAUGAAUAUUUGAGAAUUGGUUUCGGUGCUAACGCUGCCACUUUUUUUAUCGACCGUGGUCACACUGCCGUUAAUUGGGUUCAUGAAAAUCCCUUCUUUACUGACAAAAUGUCCGUGAACAACCAACCGUUAACCAUUUCCAACAAUUCUACCAUUUCAACCUAUAGUGUUCGUGGGAUUGUCGAUCGUAAUAUAUUGGAACUUUACUUCAACAAUGGCUCUCAAGUAUCAACUAAUACAUUCUUCUUUACAGGUGGUAACUUUAUUGGCAGCAUUGAUAUGGCGGUUGGAAAAGAUAACGUUUUCAAUGUUACUGAAUUCAGUUUGAAACAGUUGUCAACUGGUAGUCAUUGA